Myotis brandtii (Brandt's bat) is the source of this 979-nucleotide messenger RNA. Its product is annotated as protein FAM122A-like. Bases 565 to 894 code for a protein of 109 amino acids. Gene Ontology annotation, biological process: mitotic G2/M transition checkpoint. Lineage: Eukaryota; Metazoa; Chordata; Mammalia; Chiroptera; Vespertilionidae. Gene Ontology annotation, cellular component: cytoplasm; nucleus. The record is from RefSeq and is a predicted model, not a curated record. The transcript is spliced from 9 exons. Gene Ontology annotation, molecular function: protein serine/threonine phosphatase inhibitor activity.
GCAAGCGCAGAAGGGCGACGCCCAACUUAAACACCAAGAUAGCUGGUGUAGUCUUUGCUUUAGCCUGAAAGGCUUACCUGAUUUUUGCCUUGGCUCAGCAAAAUAAAAGAGAAGGAUUUGCGGACGUAAACUGAGACAAAUUCAUUUUCAAUAUAGGUUUGGAGGCGGAAGAUCUCAGCGUUAGUGACCCCGAGCUUGAAGGCGGGGGAGGGGGGUAUUGUCGGUUCGGAGCCAGCACUGCCCCACUUUGUGCCUGCUAGUAUUAGGGCUGGUAAGGUAGCAACGAAAACCUUGAGAUCAUAGAACUAAGCAGUAGCUUCUGCCUCAACACGGACAUGGCACAGGAGAAAAUGGAACUAGGCGUGGAGCUGCUGCCAAGUUCAACCAUCACAGCCGGCACAUCCUGAGAAGAUCCUACAGCGCCCCUUUGAUCAUUGAGCUUGGUGAUAAUUCACUGGUGUUCCAACCUGACAGAUUAAGAACUAGAAGAAACAGUACAACAUUUAUGACACAACACUGUCUGGGAAAAGGCAUGGAUUUAAUAACUAAAGAAGCAAUAAAUGAAUGGGAGAUACAAACUAUAAUACAGAUACAUCAGUCUUGGGAAGAAAAUGUGAACUUGCAGUACUUUUCUACAUAUUACUAACUUGUGGGAAUUGCACCAGUUUGCUUGCAAUUCCUAUUCCCAGUCCUAUGCAACAAUUUACAAUAAGUCAAAAUUCCACCAACACUAUUAGACCAAAUAUCCCUGGAUCAUUAAAAAGAAAAGGUGAAAUUAUAUUUGAAGAUCAGCCAAAGAGAUUUUUCCAAGGCAAAACCAAUGUGUUUUCUUCUGAAACUACCCAGCUGUCUGAUAUAAAUAUGUGGGAGAAGAGCUGGCUCAGUCAGAUGUAGAAUCUUCCCAGUCUGCUCAAGGCAUUACCAACCAAAUAAUUGCAUUCGAAACAUCAGAUCUGUUAAUUAAAAGAAAAGAAGGGAA